Acanthosepion pharaonis is the source of this 2091-nucleotide messenger RNA. The record is from the annotation of a GenBank genome assembly. Lineage: Eukaryota; Metazoa; Mollusca; Cephalopoda; Sepiida; Sepiidae.
AUGGCAGAGGAUCUGUUUGCUAAGAAGCUUCCCGUUAUUAUGAGAUGCUCGGAUCGGGACGAGAGGAAAGUCCAUCUUCAUUUCAAGAUGGAGAUUGUCCAUGUAAUGGACCCGAUCCAGAAAAAGGAGCUAAUGAUACGGUUAACAAAUGAAAAAGAUUUGUUUUUCCUGUACACAUUGAAGUUAGGAGAAGAGGAUUUCCAGUACCUGAAAACUCAGCAGGGCCUUUUGGUUGAUUUCAGUGCCUUCCCCCAAAAGGUGGUAGAUUUAUUGAAUAUGUGUUUGUUGGAAGAAGGAAAAGAUCUUCCAAAGUUUAUUCUACAGUUUGUGGGUCAAGGAGGAAACAAUAGUGAUCAUUGUGUUCAUGUUCUGAACAUUGUGGAAACAAAUCCUUUCAAGCAUCUGAUCCACUUGUCUUUAAAAUUUAUCCCGGGACAAGACAGUGACAUCAAGAAGUACCUUGCAGAUUGUUUGAAGCAGUUGAAAGAGACAAAUGAACUCUUGCAUCAACGCUUGGAACACACAAAUGAAGACCUCACCCAACGUCUGCAACAAACUCAGGAAUCACUCACAUCAAAAUGUUCAGAACUGGAAACAUUAAAAUCGCAGUGGUCAUCCAAAAUAAAUGAAAUGAAGAGUGCUCACAAGGAGGAACUUGCCUUGGAAAAAGAGAAAGCACUUGAGGUGAAAAGUAGCUGUCAAUCAAAACUUGAACAUGACCGCAAAGAAUUGGAACAGUCUCAUCUGAGAAUUGUUAAGCAGAUGGAAGCUAAGCUUUAUGAUUUAGAGAAUACAAAUAAGGAAUUGCAAGAAAAGAAAUAUAAACUAGAAUCUAACCACCGUGAGAUGCGAUCACGAAUCUCAUCACAGGAGGAGGAAUUGCAACAUCUGAAACAGGAAGUGCAGGCACUGCGUAAGCAGAAUUCAGCUAUGGAUGCUGACCUCCAUGAGCAGGAGAAGAUCAUCAACCAGCAACGAACAAGGAUUGCAGUUCUAGAACAGGAAGUCAAAGACAAAGAGCAAGUUUUGGCAAGAUCUUCAGAUUUGCUUGACUCGGAGCAGGACCAGAAAAGAAAAUAUGAAGAGGAGAUUGACGUAAAACAAAAAGAAAUCGUAAAACUGGAAAACAAAGUGAAAGUGAUGUCUGUUGAAGUAAAGAAAGGGAAUGAAAUCAUUCGCAAAUUGCAAGGAGACAAUAAAAAUUAUCAUGCCAAAGUGAAAUUACGCAGCCAGAUUGCAGCUGAACAAGAGAAAAUUCUUUCAGAGAAGGAUCAAGUCAUAGAGAAAAUGCAGAAUGAAAUUUCUUCUAUGAAAGAAAAUCUCAAACAAAAGGAAGAGGAGAACCAGAAACUCUGUGAAAACUUGGAAAACACCAGGAAAAAGCUUGAAGAAAGUCGAGAAUUGCUGAAAACUAAUGAAAAUGUGAUUCAAUGGUUGAAUAAACAGGUGAAUGAAGUUCAACUGAGUGGCACUCGAACUGGUAUGAAUGAGUUGGGUCAUCAUAUCAAUGGCACCACAGCAGCAGUCAAUUUCAGAAACCAUUCUGCAGUUUCAGUGCCUGUUCCACCAUUCAUUCCUUCAAGUUUUGGGCAAAAUUCAAGAUUUUCACAUCCAGAGGGAAAUUCUGUAAAUUCACAUUUGCCAUUACACAAGGCACAAAACAAUGGAGUUAAAUUUCAGGUUCAAUAUAAUCCUGCCAUUUCUCGAAAGCCAGUCAUUUCACAGACAUCUCCUGCAGCUGGAAACCGACAUAUUUCUCCAAUUGCCGAAGUGUCUCGGCCUCCAUGCUUACCUGGUGGACACGGUGAAGAGGUUUCUCCGAUGUCUGCCUCUUCAGGAACUGGAUCAGCUACAGAUAUGGAAAAUGACUCUUCCAUGGAUGGCCACAGUGCUGCCAAAAAGACAGAAGCUGUUUCCAAACGAGGGGUGGCUACUGUGGGCAAUCCCUUGACUUCCAACAAGAACUAUGCAAUACCGUUUCUCCCAGUUCCAAUAACUACUUCGUCCAGACUUCCUGCUCAUCUCAGUUCCAGACCUACUCAACCACCUCUGGCCUCUGUCUAUUUCCCUGUUAAAUCUAAACCCUCUUGA